CUCAAUUAAGCAAAUAGAAUUUAUCAUGUAGAGAAGUCCAUCAGUGGUGGUUGUGCUUGCACACUACAGGAAAAAUCACCAGCCUAUGUGCGCUCCCACAGUCCCAGUCACCAGAUAGGCCGACGCUUCCUCCUAUAGUGUGCAAGCACAAACAAUCAUACGGCUAUGUGAACUGAAAACUAAAAAAAGUUAUGGCUCCGGGAAGGCAGGGAAUAAAAAACUGAAAGUCUCUGCAUUAAGAAGGGGUUAAAGAUAAUUUUUCCUUUUUUCUUCUCUUUAUGAUAUGUGAAAUAUGAAUGAGACACCUCAGAAAAUGCAACUGUUGAAACCCCUCCAACUGCCUGAGUAAAGGUGCUGUGGCUUAGUCAGUGAGGUUAUCUCAUGAUUAAUAUAAAAAAUAAAAAUCAGAUAUCAUAAGAGUACAUGGAUCCAGAGAUCUCCACAUUUCUUGCUCCAGUUACUUCACUAGAUUUUUCUUGAAGCUGGGAGGUCUGGGGUGUGUCCUUUCUGCUGUAGCUCUCUCUGUGACAGCCUCCAACAGUAGAUAUGGCUGGUGACUGUUAAAGGAUGGAAUUGAGCAUGUGCGCCCACCGCAUUGAGGUGUACAGAGAAAUAAGGAAAAUAAUAAACAGCAGGUGGCGCUAGACCAAUAGAAUUUAUAACUCAGUGGCCUGAAUAACAUUUUUAAUGACGUGCCAUUACAAAAGUAUUCAGAUCCAGGUGCUGGUUUAAAAAAUAGAAUAUUUUUUGUGUGAAUUUUUUCCCCCCUUAAGUGAGGAAAAUUGGCUUUUACCUCGCAUUUUUUUUUUUGCCUUCCUCUGGAUCAACUUGCAGGAUGACAGGCCGAACUGGAUGGACAAAUGUCUUUUUUCACCCUUAUAUACUAUGUUACUAUGUUACAACCCCUUUCAUAUGUUUUAGUAGGGACAUACCUGUUGACUAACUGCCGGUUUAAUAAAUGAAACCUCUGUCCUUCAGGACCAAAUUAUUGCUUUUGCAUGAAUUUAAAUGAAAAUGUCUGGGGAACAGCGAAAGCUUCCCAACUGGAUGUCUGAACAGGAUACUCACGGUACAAGUAAGGCUAAGAAGAAUUGCUCCUUGAAGAAGAACAUUUUAGAAGAUAAUCUCCCGUUCCUGAAAUUCAGUGGCUCAAUUGUCUAUAGUUAUGAAGCACAGGAGUGUUCUUUCUUUUCGGAGUACAUCAGAGAGAGACUUUCCAAAGAAGCUGUGCUUGGAUUUGACAUUGAGUGGCCCCCUGCUUAUAGAAAGGGUAAAAAUGGAAAGGUCUCCCUCAUCCAAGUGUGCACUUCAGAAGAGGAAUGCUAUUUAUUUCAGGUUUCAUCCAUGACAGGUUUUCCUAAGGGUCUGAAGAGGCUGCUUGAAGACAUGUCUAUAAAGAAGGUUGGAGUUGGUAUUGAAGGUGACCAAUGGAAGUUAAUGAGCGACUGUGAUCUGAAGUUAAAAGGAUUCAUCGAACUUACUGAUUUAGCAAACCAAAAGCUUCAGUGUAAGGAAAAGUGGAGUUUGAAUGGCUUGGUCAAACACCUCUUCAACAAGCAGCUUCUGAAAGAUGACUCUGUGCGUUGCAGUGACUGGAACAGAUUUCCCCUCAGUGAAGAGCAGAAGCUCUAUGCUGCCUCAGAUGCAUAUGCUGGACUUCUGAUUUACCAAAAGUUGGAGAGCUUGGAUGAAAAGGAGAAACUUGUUUUAUCUAUCCCCACAGGAUUGAGUUCUGGAUCAUGUGAAGUGAAAAACAAGUUGAACAGUCUGUCACAGGAGCUCCUAGUUCUGGUGGAUCAGGUCCCUGGUAAUUUUGAGGACUCUAGAGAAGCAGAAAGAGCUGUACAUAUUCUCGAUAAGCUUUCUUCGGGCCUGGAAGAUUUAAGAAACAUUCUAGUGUCUUCCAAAGAACAGGAAAAUGGCACAGAAGGUGAACAUUUGUCGCAGGAUGAGACCAAUUCAGCAAGCAUGGAAGACUGCCAUGCUCAGAGGAAAAGCAGCAAGCGUACUGAGGGCAUGGUUACUGUACCUAAAGAUACUUUACAUCAACCAUUACACUCGAAGCAAGGGUUGACUAUAGAUGAACUUAACAUGAUUGUGCAAGAAGAGCAUGAAGACCCGAUAAUGUUUGAUGAGAAGUUUAUGGAUAUCGGUACAGAUGGUUUUUACCAGCUGGGGGAGUGUCCUGCACUGUCUAACACUAUCAAAUCAGUGCUGCCAGUGUCAGACUGGACAGGAACACCCCCGCAGCCAGUAACUCCCAUCUGGUUAACGGCCACUCCGCAAACCUCGGUAGCUCUACGUUACUACUUCCUCUCAUCUAUGUUGAUGCAGGAUGGGGACACAGGACGGGAUAACGCGUUCCUGGUCCCCCGUGGAGUGCCCGCCACCGUCUUGGGGACGCUGCCUCCAUUUUCCCCCAAGAAGACAAGUGGAUCCGGGCUCGACCUGUUAGCUCCGGCAUCCUACCAGCCCCUGGGUCACCUGCUGCUGCCCUCCAUCCAGAGCACUGUACUCAGAACUAGUUAUAUAUUUGAUGAUGAUGAAGAGUUUGAGACUGAGAUGCUCAAGUCUGUAGAGAUCCUGGAUAAAAGCCCAGAAUCAUUCUCCACUAGCUUUCCACAAACACUUGUACCGAGUAGUAAAGUAGACCAUAAUGCAGUGGAUGAGGAAGAAGAUGAAGGUAUAGAAGAGGAGGAGGAAGAUGAUUGGGAUCCAGCUCUUCCCGAACCUAAUGUGCAUCAAAUUUCUUGCUUGAAAACGUAUUUUGGCCAUUCAAGUUUUAAACCGGUCCAAUGGAAAGUUAUUAAUUCCAUUUUAAAAGAGAGGCGGGACAACCUUGUUGUCAUGGCGACAGGUUAUGGAAAGAGUCUGUGUUAUCAGUUUGCUCCGGUUUAUACUUCCUGCAUUGGCAUUGUGAUCUCACCGCUUAUUUCUCUCAUGGAAGACCAAGUAUUACAGCUUACCAUGUCAAAUAUUCCAGCCUGUUUCCUUGGCUCAGCACAGUCUAAAAACGUCAUGCAUGAUGUGAAAGGAGGAAAAUUUAAAGUCAUUUAUAUGACACCUGAAUUUUGUUCUGUCGGGAUCUCUUUGCUGCAGGAGCUAGAUAACAAUUUUGGUAUAAGCCUUAUUGCCGUUGAUGAGGCACAUUGUAUUUCUGAAUGGGGGCAUGAUUUCAGGAGUGCUUAUCGGAGCCUUGGAAACCUCAAGCGAUUACUGCCUUCGGUGCCUGUGAUAGCUUUGACAGCAACGGCAAGCCCCUCGGUACGCAAUGACAUUCUAGCAUCUUUACACCUGCAUGACCCACAGAUCACCUGUACAAGCUUUGAUCGUCCAAACCUGUACCUAGAAGUAGCACGGAAGACAUCAAAUAUGGCUCGAGAUCUUCAACAAUUUCUCAUUAAAAAGCAUGGGCCUGGCUGGGAAUUUGAAGGUGCUGCUAUUGUCUACUGCCCAUCCAGGAAGACAUCAGAACAGGUCACUGCAGAAUUGUCUAAGCUGGGCAUUUCUUGUGAUACUUACCAUGCUGGUAUAGCGAUCCGUGCCAGGAGAGACGUACAUCACCGCUUUAUGCGAGAUGAAAUACAGUGUGUUGUGGCUACUGUGGCAUUUGGCAUGGGUAUCAAUAAACCAGACAUCCGUAAAGUUAUCCACUAUGGAGCUCCUAAAGAAAUGGAAUCCUACUAUCAAGAAAUUGGUCGAGCCGGUAGAGACGGUCUGCCUAGUAGCUGCCAUGUUCUGUGGGCUCCCACCGAUAUGAAGUUUAACAGGCACAUGCUUAGCGAGAUCAAAAAUGAAGGUUUUCGAGACUACAAAUUGAAAAUGUUAGCAAAGAUGGAAAAAUACCUUAAUUCAAGUAGUUGCAGGCGAAAGAUCAUCUUGUCCCAUUUUGAAGACAAACAACUCCGCAAGGUCUCUGUUGGUAUCAUGGGAACUGAAAAAUGUUGUGAUAACUGCAAGACCAGAUUAAGUCACAACAUUUCAAUUAUUGAUCAAGAAGACAGCCUCCAAGACUUUGGUCCUCAAGCCUUCCAGUUUUUGUCUGCAGUGGAAGCUUUGGGGGAAAAAUUUGGAACUGGCGUCCCUGUUUUAUUUCUCCGUGGUUCAACCUCACAAAGAUUGCCAGACAGAUAUCGCUGCCAUCUUCUCUUCGGUAAGGGAAAGGAUGUAUCCGAAGCAUUUUGGAAGGCUCUAGCAAGACAGCUGAUUAGUGAAGGAUUUCUCCAAGAGUUGUCUGGUCGAACCAAAUUUGCAACUACAUGUGGCCUUGCAUCUAAGGGAAGAAACUGGAUGAGUAAAGCCAAGACUCAGUCAUGUCCAAGUCUUAUGUUGACACCAAAUGAAGAGUUGUGUCCGCGAAGAUUUGUUCUGCCAAGUGUGCAUCCACGUUCUCCAAUGGUUAGGCAGCCAUUACCAGAUGUAGGAUUGAAGAGACCUGAAGCUGGCGUUCAGAAAGCCUCUUUGAAAGACAAGUUUUCAUAUCAAGAACCUGGAAAGCUUUCAAAGUCACCAGAACUGCCGUCAACCAGCAUGUUGAGACACAUUUCACCACGCAAACCUUCUAAACCGCCAGAACCAGCUGUGUCCCCAAGAGAAAUGCAGCUGCAGACUACACUGUAUGGCAAACUGGUUGCAGCCAGGCAAAAAAUUGCCAGUGAGAAGGAUAUCCCACCAGCCGUAUUGGCUACCAACAAAGUGCUUGUGGAUAUGGCUAAAAUUAGGCCAACUACAGUUGAAAAUAUGAAAAAACUUGAUGGGGUAUCAGAAGCAAAAGCUAAUAUGCUAGCACCCCUUGUGGAGGUUGUGAAAGAAUUCUGCCUCACCAACAGUUUGAAGGCAGAUUCGCUUAACAUUUCUGGUACAAAUUUACAAACCAAUGUGGCUGUUUCCAAAGGCUCAGCCUGCAUAGCCCUCCCAGAGUCGCCUCGUGUCACCUACUCCCUGUUUCAGGAACAGUGCUUGUCAAUGCAAACUAUUGCUGAUACCAGAAGCAUAAGCUUGACAGCUGUUGGCAUGCAUUUAUGGCAGGCACUGAAAGCUGGUUACCCCCUCGAUUUACAGCGAGCUGGCUUAACACCUGCUAUACAGAAGACUAUUACAGAGGUCAUUAAAGGGCCAACUAUCAACUCAGAUCUGUCAAGUUUUCAAGCCAUAAGGUCAUUAUUGGAUCCUGAAAUUGAUAUCUACCUAAUAAGGAUGGUGAUCACUCUGCUUGAAAAAGAGGAUAAGGUUGACCUGAAGAAGAAAACACUUGGCCUCCCCAAGGAACAACCACAAAGUCUACUUUUGCAAGCAAGGGACAAGCCACAGGAACAAGAGCACACACAGCUUACAACUACUAUGGACAAGAGUCAUCUUUGGAUUGAAAAAGAGGAACCAGCCAAAGAGAUCACAUCGAGUGUGCAGAAAGAUUGCACAUCUGUUGUGGCCCCGAUCAAGCUUGCCUCAUGGAAUCAGCAGGUGCUGGAUGAAGACACUGAGGAAUUAUUCUCAGACUCCCAGGUUCAGACACCAAAAAGAAAACUGCCUGAAUGGUUUGAAGCUCCAAAAGAAACGGCAAGGUCAUCUAAUAUCAAAAAAGCCAAAACUGUGAAGAAGAAAGGCCUUUUUGGAUGAAUACUUGAAUUAUUAUUUUUUAUGAUUCAAUACCGUUUCUCUAUUAAUCCUACUUGAAGUUAAUGCCAGCAGUCUGCAGUAAUGGUCCAUCUGAGUGUUCUCAAUUGUUUCCCUCCACCCUCUGACACUGGCAGCAUUGAUUGGAUAGGGGCAGGGUCACCCCCAUCCCUUAACUGGCAAUUCAUUCAUAAACUUCUAGUAGGAGUAAUAGAGGAAUGGCACAACAUUGAAAAUUAUAAGCUCAUUUUUUUGUAAUAUAAGGUAGAAGCCAUGUUGCAAAUUGGUCAUUUUCUUAUUAUGUAAAGACCAGUGUGCAUAAUUGUAGUGUGGGGCCAACAAUACUCUAAGGUGUAUGAGCGAAGCAUGACUGUCCCCCAGUGUCUACUGUGAGGAGUUACUAGGAAGGGUCAUAUUAGAUUUAACAUGCUUGAUCUUUUGUACCUCAGGGAUAUAAGUGGUACAAUAUAACAGCCACUUAUCACCCUUUUACCUAUGGCCACAAAAAACUUGUUCCUCCGAUCCAAGUUUACAUGAUGAUUUAGGAGUUAGGAGAAUAGUUAUCAGCAGAACAAAUAUUCUGUAAAUAUAUAAAUGUAAAAUAUAUGUCUAGCAUUUUUUCACCAAAAUAAUUACAAUAUGUUUUUUUAAUAUUUAAUUAGUUUUCUAGGAACUUGUUAAAUAAAGAAAAGUAACAGUAAAUCUUUUCAUGUAUAUAAAACACCAGAAUUUAUCACUACAGAGGCUACGGAUAAUUGUAUUACAUUUACAGGGUUUCAAGCACUAAGAAUGAAGUGCAAUGCUUAAAGGGGUUGUGUGAGUUAAACUUGGACAGCCCAUGUAAUUGGUCUAAAAUAACAAAAGAUUGGAUCCGCACCCUUUUUCUCCCCUGCUUAUUUCAGCACUGCGCUCUCAAGUCUUCCUUGUUCAUUACAUUAUCUUCCUGGCUGUUGCAGUGAUGUUACAUGCACACAGGUCACCAUGCUGCCAAUUACUGGCCUGAGAUAUCACCGCUGAGGCCAGCGAUUGGCUGCAGCAGGACCUGUAUGCUCAGUACAUCACCGCUGCAGUCAGGCAAACAAACAGCAGCGCGAAGGACCUGAGUGCAGUGCAGGAAGAAGGGCAGAAAAGUGGUUUUCUUGUGAUACAUUGUACUUCAUGACCGUGUUAAAUUUGAGUCAAUAUUUUUCACCUUUAUUAAACUAGCAGAAGG
Molecule: messenger RNA, 6826 nt
Organism: Bufo gargarizans (Asiatic toad)
Lineage: Eukaryota; Metazoa; Chordata; Amphibia; Anura; Bufonidae
Gene: WRN
Product: WRN RecQ like helicase
Biological process (GO): DNA replication; double-strand break repair via homologous recombination; telomere maintenance
Cellular component (GO): nucleoplasm; nucleus; cytoplasm
Molecular function (GO): 3'-5' exonuclease activity; ATP binding; four-way junction helicase activity
Source: RefSeq, a predicted model, not a curated record